AUGUUUCUAGGCCAGACCGAGGUCAUCGAGAGCAACGGUGCAUCUGAGGACGACUUCCUGGCCCGCGAGCGAGCUGUACUCGGUGAAGAUGCCGACCAAUUCGCAACCCCUCAAGAUCACGUUGCGGCCCACGAGGGUGUAGAUGGCGGAGAUGACCUACUGGGUGACGGAGGCGACUAUACACCCGCGGAAGAGAUUGGACAAUUCGAGUCCUCUUUCCCUUCAGUGGAGACUCAGGCACAGAACGAGAGAGUUGCCCCUGGUGGAACAAUCACCGGAAGUGGCUCCCCCUUCCCUGCCACUGGAUAUAGCUCUCUGGAGCCCGAAGAGGAGGCAGAACCCAUCCGGGAAUGGCGUGAGAAGCGCGAUGCUGAGAUCACCCAUCGCGCAAAAAUCUCGGAAGAGAAGAAGCAAGCCACCGAGAAGAAGGCCCAGGAGGACGUCGACGACUUCUACGUUUCGUACAAUAACAAACUAGAGAAGCAAAAGGCCCAGACCCGCUCCGAGGCCGAACAGUUCCUGGCUAGCCGUGAGGACACCUCGGCCGGUGGAACCUCCUGGGAGCGCAUCGCCAAGCUAGUUGACGUUUCGGGCAAGGGCUCCGCCGGCGGUGCCAGCGGCUCGGGUAAGGAGCGCUUCCGUGAACUGUUGAUCGAUCUGAGGAAAGACCAGGAGGCCCCGGGCUCUAGCGGUAUCUAA
Molecule: messenger RNA, 699 nt
Organism: Penicillium canariense
Lineage: Eukaryota; Fungi; Ascomycota; Eurotiomycetes; Eurotiales; Aspergillaceae
Product: clathrin light chain CLC1
Exons: 3
Coding region: 1-699 (232 amino acids)
Biological process (GO): clathrin coat assembly; intracellular protein transport; clathrin-dependent endocytosis
Cellular component (GO): plasma membrane; clathrin coat of coated pit; clathrin coat of trans-Golgi network vesicle
Molecular function (GO): clathrin heavy chain binding; structural molecule activity
Source: RefSeq, a predicted model, not a curated record